Amoebophrya sp. A25 is the source of this 3234-nucleotide messenger RNA. The record is from the annotation of a GenBank genome assembly. NCBI's taxonomy places the organism in Eukaryota, Dinophyceae, Syndiniales, Amoebophryaceae.
GGGCGAACGUUAAAAAGGAUUUUUUUUCGACUCGUAAUAUAUCAACCUUGAUUUCUCGUCGGUGUUGUUCUUUGAAUGCUAGUAACUCGACUAUCUUCCAAUAUAUAAGAGUUUUCUUGAUCCACCUUAUCUGAGCGACACUGAGUGAUAUAGAGUCCUCACUGAAGUGAAUGAAUGAAGUGAAUGAGAUGAGUGUGCUUUGGUUCGGAGUCUAGUGAAGACAGGAGUGAUCAGUCCAUGAUUCGACCCACCCUCCAAGAGCCCCCUCCUCCCUACAGCAGUGAACAGUCCAUGAUUCGAAUCACCCUACAAGAGAUUCACCUUUAUCCUCCCUACUAGGAGAUAUUUAUAGAUUUAUGUUGUAUAGAUUUAGAUAGUACUUGUUCUCACAGAAGUCACUAGUUCUCUCAUUCUCAACAUCAUAUUAAGUGCUCUCAUCCUACUACAUUCUCAAAAUAUUAAAUGCUCUCAACAUCCUACUGUUAGACGACGAGCACUAAUAUCGCAAGGACCAGCCAGGAGUCUGUUCGCACAGGCACUUCUUGGACAAAACUCGGAAUGUUUUUUUGUUCGUUGUACUAAAGGAAAUAUAUUACGUACUUCUUGUCAGUUCUUUGGUCUUCCUCGGUCCAUCGAGUUUUUAUAAGUCUAGAAGAACAAAAGAUGGCGGUCGCAACUGCACAUCACGGAGACGGAUACCAUUACAGUAAUGGAGCAUCAACAUCAGUUGGAGCGCACCACACCCACACAUACCCCAACCAUGGAGGAGGAGCAGCAGCGGUAGACCAUCUUCCUGCUUCUGCUACGGGUGGAGGGGGUAGUCAGGUGUUGAGGACGCGAGGAGGUGGAGGAGGCUCGUCCUCCUCUGCAUACACUGCACAAGCAGUUGGACAUGGACCACGACAUGGAGGUUCUUACAAUGCUGCACAUGGACAUCAACAUGUUGUCGCAGCAGGAACUCUACAUCACAAUCUCGUCCAUCAGCAACAUUACGCUACUUCUAGUUCUACAGUGUCUCAACAAGUUGCAGCAGCUCAACAUUUUCAUCACCAACAUGCUCAUCCUUCACUAUCAUCUGGGAAUAACAUUGUGACAACGAUAUCAUCAUCAAGCAGAGCACCAGCUGCGCUUCAUCCAGCACAUUUAGUUGUCGCAGGAGCCCUCAAUGUGGUUCCAACCAAGACAUUUCUUGUGCCUAAUGUAAUAGUCACCGUGCCAUAUCUCUUCGAAAACUCGAAAUUAGGCUUGAAUUUGCGCAGUCUCACAGUUGAAAACUUCUAUGCGCCAGGGGCUGAACGGUUCGGAUGGAAGAUAGGUCCUACAGUUUGAUUUGUUUUGUCGUGAUUCUCAUGAACAUCAGCAUACGAAGAUGUUCUUAUUCACUUAAGUAUUCUGUAUCAAUUUCAUCCUCACCAUCACUGAUUUCUUCUCGACUCACUUUUUCCUUUCGCAUCUGAAUAGAUGACACGAUCAUUUCCGUAAACGGUGUGCGGACAGGGACAUUUGAAGCCUUCAACCGGCAGAUGAGUCACGUCAAAGUUGCGAAAAUUUUGCCGAUCACCUUUGAAGUUUAUCGACCUUCUCUUGACCUCCAACUACAUACUUCUAGUUCAUCUAGUAGUCUAGGAGCAAUGCCAAUGCCAAUGUCUAGUGGAGGACAUACAGAUAUAGCGCAACUACUUUUACAACCUUUUGCAGCUGCCUAUCAUUAUCAACACUCUCCUCCUGACGAACUACAGCACGACGACCACUAUAGAAGUAGAACAGGUAGAACGAAUUAUCCAGACGUCGUAGAGGUAGGAGCAGUAGGGCCUCCAAGAGCCGUAGGCGCUUAUCCGCUAGUAGAGGUAGGAGUAGGGCCAAGAGAGGUACAACUAGGCGCUUACCCGCCACCUCCUGGGACCACAGUUUCCAGCACGAUAGGAGGAACAGCAAUUAUGGGUACAUCCUCGUCAACUUCUAGCAAUGGUCCUAUUGCCAUAACCAAAGAAGCACUACAACUUCUUCUUCUCCAGCAGCAGCAGCCCUAUGUUGAUGACCACCUCCAAGAAUGGCCUCCGAAUCGAAAUCGAAAUCCUCCUGAUCUACUAGGAGGUUCUUGUGCAGCGCCUCCCGCACCUGCGCCAGGACCCGAAAUAGUCAAUGAUGUUCAAGAAUUGCAAGUACAGGAGGACAAGCCAUCUCCUUCUUGCCCGGUGUACUUUCAUGCUACUGCUCUGUGCGGAGAGGAACAGUACUUUUUUUUUCAAUGUCACUUCAACAAACUUACUCCAUAGAAAUUAAUACUGACUUUGAAAAGUCCACCUAGGUAGACCUCAUUAUUCGUAGUUUCCGAUACUAGCAGAAAACAACGAUUACGAUCAUUAUAAAACAAUUAUAGGUUCGUCGUAGCAUCACCGCAAGGAGUACCCGUUUAUAAGGAGAAAGACUGCAUCACAUUGUAUGGGCGCGCGCGGGCAAAUUCAACUUACUCCGUCUCAGCAUUACACCAACUUCCGAGUGGGCAGAUCGCAUAUCAAAUGAAGGAAGGAGGUAGUACUCUUCUAGGUUUAUUCAUCAGCACAUAGUGGAGAUGAGGAUGACGAGGACCAUCCACCAAUUGGGUUGUAAAAAGGCUACACGAGGACGAGGAACCAAAUAAGACUACACGAGGACGAGGAACCAAAUAAGAAAAGUGUAGUACUACUAGCAGGUCUGCAUUCCUGUAAUUUUCUUUUGUUCUCACCUUAUAAUAUGAAAGGUACCUGGUUGCUACCCCAAAAAGAGGGAGAUCACCUGGUGAAAAAGACCCUUCCACCAGCAGACGAAGAUAAGGCGAGCGUUGACGCAAUGACGCGCUUACUGAAGGGCCUCGACGCAUUACAUCGUUUACGGUCGCGUCACGGAGCAUCGACCACGACCACUACAAAAGUCCAACUACACCAGGUAGAUCAGCAACGUCCACCUCUUCUUGAUGCUCCUGGUGGAGCUCAAGGAGUCCACCAUAACCACUACGUGGCAGUGAAGCGAGAGGAGGAACGGCUCUAUCAUUCUUCUACAACUGGUCGUGCUGGGUAUAAUGCGAACUGCAAAGGCGGUGGUGUUCCAAUCCUUAAGGCUCCUCCUGAUGUUGAGAUUGAUCAUUGCAGCUGUUGCUCUCAUAUUACUCAUUCAUAAGUUCUUGUUGUAAUUCUAAUAAUCGCUGCGUUCAUUUUCAAGAAUUUAGCUUCUUUUUCUAAUACCCUUGUGCAGUAG